CAUUGAACUACCAUCUCAACACCAUGGUAACUGAGAUCGACUCGGACAAUAAGACGGUUAAGACGUCUUCAGGCGACACCGUUCCAUAUGACAUUCUAGUUCUCGCGACCGGAUCAGAUGCCUUGCUACCAAGACAUACUCCAGGUCACGAUGCAAAGGGCGUGUUCGUGUACCGCACCAUCGAAGACCUGCAAAAUCUCAUCGAAUUCGCCUCAUCUCGAAAAGGCACCACCGGUGCUGUUGUAGGAGGAGGCCUGUUGGGUCUUGAGGCUGCGAAAGCGAUGAUGGAUCUCGAAGACUUUGGUCAAGUGAGACUCAUUGAGCGAAACCGAUGGGUGCUAUCAAGGCAGCUCGAUGGCGACGCAGGUGGCAUGGUUGUCGAGCAAGUCCGCGCGCUUGGACUUGAUGUCAUGCUCAGCAAAAGAGUUGGCAAGAUCUUGACGACUGAAGAGAACGCUGUGAAGGGUGUUGUCUUCGAAGACGGUGAAGAGAUGGAGUGCUCUUGCAUAUGCUUCGCCAUUGGAAUUAAAUCGCGAGACGAACUGGCGAGAAAGUCUGGCAUCAAGUGCGCUGACAGGGGCGGUGGCAUCGUUGUCGGAUCCGACCUCACGACCUCAAAACCAGACAUUUACGCUAUUGGCGAGUGUGCAAGCUGGGAGAACCAGACCUUUGGCCUAAUCGCACCCGGAGUGGAGCAAGCAGAUGUCCUGGCUUUCAACCUCACACAAGCAAAGGCACAUGCUCCACGGAAGUUCAAGAGCCCAGAUCUGAGCACGAAGCUUAAACUUCUCGGUGUUGAGGUUGCCAGUUUUGGCGACUUCUUUGCAGACAGAGAUGGACCGAAGAACAUGCCUGGAAGACAGCGAGCUGAGAAGAAAGAGGCUGGAGGCAUUAAUGGUACGACACCUCGAGACAAGGUCAAGAAUUUGACUGAUGGCCCAGCUCCUCCACCAGUCAAGGCGCUCACGUACAAGGAUCCAUUCCAACAAGUUUACAAGAAAUACCUCUUUACAAUGGACGGAAAGUACUUGCUGGGUGGAAUGAUGAUCGGUGACACCAAGGACUACGUAAAGCUCGUACCAAUGGUCAAGAAUCAGAAGCCGCUUGAUAUGCCACCAAGCGAGCUCAUUAUCGGAGCGUCAAAGGGCGACGACGACGGCUCAGAUCUCACUGACGAUACGCAAAUCUGCUCAUGUCACAAUGUAACGAAAGGCGAUGUAGUCAACUCCGUCAAGGACGGAACAUGCAAGAGCAUCGGCGACGUCAAAUCAUGCACAAAAGCCGGAACUGGGUGUGGUGGCUGCAUGCCACUCGUUCAAACAAUCUUCAACAAGACCAUGGCAUCUAUGGGUAACGAGGUGAAGAACCACGUAUGCCCGCACUUUGAACACUCUCGCGCAGACUUGUUCAACAUCAUCUACGUCAAGGAGCUCAAGGACUUCUCGGCAGUCAUGAAAGCUUGUGGAAAGGAGCCUGAGUCACUAGGUUGCGAAGCCUGCAAGCCUACUAUUGGAUCAAUCAUUGCAUCGCUGUACAACAAACACUUGCUCGACCUGGACAGGAGAGGUCUACAAGAGACGAACGACAGGUUUCUGGCCAACAUCCAGCGCAAUGGCACAUUCUCGGUCGUACCGCGUGUAUCAGGUGGCGAGAUCACACCGGAGAAGCUCAUUGUCAUCGGCAUGGUGGCGAAGAAGUACAACCUCUACACGAAGAUUACUGGUGGACAGCGUAUUGACAUGUUUGGUGCGAAGAAACACCAACUGCCUGAAAUUUGGCAAGAGUUAAUCGACGGCGGCAUGGAGUCUGGUCACGCGUACGCGAAAUCAUUACGAACAGUCAAGUCAUGUGUGGGAACGACAUGGUGCCGCUUCGGUAUUGGCGACAGUGUUGGUAUGGCUGUGCGUCUGGAGGAGCGAUACAAGUCGAUCCGUGGACCGCACAAGAUCAAGGGCGGAGUGUCAGGCUGCGUUCGCGAGUGUGCUGAGGCGCAGAACAAGGACUUUGGGUUGAUCGCAACGGAGAAGGGCUUCAACAUUUUCGUCGGUGGUAACGGUGGCGCGAAACCGCGGCACUCAGAACUCCUGGCAAAGGACGUCCCGCCUGAUGAUGUCGUGCCAAUCCUCGAUCGCUAUCUCUCGUUCUACAUCCGCACCGCCGACAAGCUGCAAAGAACCGCGCGAUGGAUGGAGAACCUACCAGGCGGCAUAAAAUACCUACAAGAAGUGAUCCUUGAAGACAAGCUCGGGAUCUGCGCGGAUCUCGAAAAGCAAAUGGAAGACCUCGUCGGUACCUUCUUCUGCGAAUGGACCGAAGUCCUCAAAGACCCUAAGAAGCGCUCCUGGUUCUCCCAAUUCGCAAACACAUCCGAAACCAUCAGCGACACCAUCGAGCCCACGCAAGAGCGCGGCCAAGAGCGCCCCAGCUACUGGCCCAAAGACUCCAUCACAGAAGACUUCCGCGGCCACAAGUGGUCUGAAUUAUCAUGGCAGCCGCUCGUCAAAGCCGAGGAAUUCAAAGAUACAGAUACGGGCGAUAGCAAGGCUAUCAAGCGCGGCGACACGCAACUCGCCGUCUUCAAAGUCCGCGGCAAAUACUACUGCACGCAGCAAAUGUGUCCGCACAAGCGGGCAUUCGUGCUCUCAGAUGGCCUGCUCGGCGAGGACCUCGCAAGCAACAAACUCUGGGUCUCGUGUCCGUACCACAAGCGCAACUACGAACUCAGCGGCGACAACGCAGGUAAAUGCGCAAAUGACGAGUCGGUCAACAUUGCAGUGUUCCCGAUUGAGGAGCGCGGCGAUGGGUAUUUGUACGUCAAGCUACCGAGUGUGGAGGAGUUGGACAGUGUGUUGGGCACGUCGAAGUUUGUCAUCAAGAAGAGCGAGACGGAAGAUCCGUUUGUGGCGCUGGAUAAGAAGCUGGAGCGGUUGGCGUUGAAGGGCAGGAAGGGGACGCAAGUCUCACAUCUGGAAAAUGGGCUUGGUGAGAAGGGCAAGGCUGCGAUGAUUUUGGCAGGGGGCGAGAGGGGUGCUGGCGGGCUGGACUGGUAGACGUGUUUGAAAAGGGCGUUGUUGGAUCAUAUGAGGCGUUCGAUUUUGGUGCAGAGAUUCCCAGUGUAGUUUGAAAUGUGAACACGUACAUGUA
Messenger RNA from Parastagonospora nodorum SN15, 3144 nucleotides. RefSeq lists its product as hypothetical. The record is from RefSeq and is a predicted model, not a curated record. Lineage: Eukaryota; Fungi; Ascomycota; Dothideomycetes; Pleosporales; Phaeosphaeriaceae. The transcript has a single exon. The coding region runs from base 24 to 3050 and encodes 1008 amino acids. Gene Ontology annotation, molecular function: nitrite reductase [NAD(P)H] activity; heme binding; 2 iron, 2 sulfur cluster binding.